AUGGGGCAGGAGGGGCGAUUGUACUCCUCGUGCACCACAGAUGGACAAAGGGACAAGAAGCUCUGGUGGACAACCACCGACAACUAUGACAAGGACGACUGGUGGAGGUUCUGCUCUCCCAUGGGUCCAGACUCUCUGCCCUGCACCUUCUCCUUUAAGUACAAGGGGAAAUCGUCCUCGGCCUGCACCAGGGACGGAAGCACCGACAAGUGGCUCUGGUGCGCGACCACCGGCGACUACGACAAGGACGGCAAAUGGAAGUUCUGCACCCGGAAGGGCGAGUCCUUGCACUCUGUGUCGCGCUGCCUAGAGCGGGUCGCAGCUGAGAACACCCAGUCUCAGGACAGAUCGCCAGAGAACAGGGCAGACACCCCCAAACUGCCUAGUGCAGGGGUUCUCGACCUUGGGCCUCGGCUUGUUCAGGAUAAGCCCCUGGCAGGCCACGAGAUGCAGGCCAUGAGCAUUGGCAGUCUCUCCCCCCUGCGCCUUCUGGUGCCAUCCCGGGUGCAGGCCGCGCUGGUGCGCGACCACCAUGAGCUACGACACGGAUGGCAGGUGGAGGUACUGCAGCGUGACGGGAUCCCACAAUACCCCCUUUCUAAAGCAGCUAAGGAGGGGAUCAGGCCAGUUUUGGUAUCCCUGAUUCAACAGGGGGUUAUUGUUCAAACUAGUAGUGAAUGUAAUACCCCAAUCCUGCCCGUCCGAAAACCAGGAACAGGGAAAUGGCGCUUUGUUCAAGACCUGCGAGCUGUAAAUGCAGUAGUCCACCCCCUGUUCCCGGUUGUGCCCAACCCUGCAACCAUUCUCUCUUCCAUUCCCCCCUCAGCUACCUACUUCACAGUAGUAGAUCUAUGCUCAGCCUUUUUCUCUAUCCCCAUUCACCCAGAAAGCCAGUAUCUGUUUGCCUUUACUUUCCAGGGCCUGCAGUACACCUGGACCAGACUGCCACAAGGUUACACGGAAUCGCCUACCAUUUUCUGCCAGAUCCUCAGGAAGGACCUGGAGAAUGUUACGCUUCCUAAAGGGUCCACUUUAGUCCAAUAUGUGGACGAUCUCCUGAUAGCUUCUCCAACGUUGGAGGCUUGUCAGGUGGAUUCUCUGGCCCUGCUGCAGGCUCUGGCAAAAAAGGGGCAUAAAGCUUCCAAAUCAAAGCUGCAACUUUGCCUCCCCCGAGUCCACUACUUAGGGCACGAUUUGACUGCAGGAGAGAGACAUUUAUCUCGCGAUAGAAUUAAAGCAUUACUGCAGGUUCCCAGACCCGCUACUAAAAGGCAGCUGCGUGGCUUUCUUGGAAUGGCAGGCUAUUGCCGGCAAUGGAUAGCUGAAUACGCCUCUGUUACCAAACCUUUACAUAACCUAACCCACAAGGAUGUGCCUGAACCCCUCCCCUGGACCCAAACAGCUGAAACCGCUUUUAAAACUCUUAAAGAACUAUUGGCUAGUGCCCCCGCCUUGGGCAUACCCGACUACUCUAAAACCUUCACCCUCUUUUGCCAGGAAAAGGAUGGAAUAGCACAGGGGGUGUUGACUCAAAAACACGGGGACUCCCAACGGCCUGUCGCUUAUUAUAGCGCCCCUCUAGACUCGGUGGCGGCAGGACUGCCCCCGUGUCUUAGAGCAGUAGCUGCAGCGGCAAUUUUGAUGGACACCUCGGCCGCACUCUUUCUGGGUUCCCCUCUCCUUGUGUCAGUACCCUAUGCUGUAACCGCACUCCUCCUAAGAGGAGCGACCCAACACAUGUCCAAUUCUCGCUUGACUAAAUAUGAAAUGUUGCUCCUAAAUGCCCCCAACGUAACCCUAGUCCGUUGCCCUGUUCUCAACCCGGCUUCUCUGCUCCCAACAGCCUGGGAUGGGGAGCCUCAUGACUGCCAAGCGGUAACCACUGAACUAUGCUCUCCCCGGAUAGAUUUGGGAGAGACCCCUUUACCUAACCCCGAACUAAUAUAUUUUGUCGACGGGUCCUGUUUAAGAAACCCCAAGGGUAUCCUUGUAGCAGGUUAUGCUAUAUGCUCACCCCACAACUUAGUGGAAGCUCACUCUCUUCCAGGGGUGAACUCCGCUCAAGUGGCUGAAUUGAUCGCCCUUACCCGUGCCUGCACCCUAGCGGAAAAACGGUCCAUUAACAUCUACACCGAUUCCCGCUAUGCCUUCGGGGUAGUACACGAUUAUGGGCAACUCUGGAAGUGCAGGCCGCGCUGGUGCGUGACCACCAUGAGCUACGACACGGACGGCAGGUGGAGGUACUGCAGCGUGACAGAGCUGGCCCUGCUGCUGCACGACAUGCCCCUGCUGCCCUGUGACAACAACGCCUGCCAGGACUGCAGAGGGAACGACCCCAACACCAAUCGCUGCCUG
Molecule: messenger RNA, 2355 nt
Organism: Terrapene triunguis (Three-toed box turtle)
Lineage: Eukaryota; Metazoa; Chordata; Testudines; Emydidae
Exons: 8
Molecular function (GO): nucleic acid binding; RNA-DNA hybrid ribonuclease activity
Source: RefSeq, a predicted model, not a curated record